Messenger RNA from Populus trichocarpa (black cottonwood), 1947 nucleotides. Its product is annotated as nuclear transport factor 2. The record is from RefSeq and is a predicted model, not a curated record. Gene Ontology annotation, molecular function: mRNA binding. The transcript is spliced from 9 exons. Bases 212 to 1594 code for a protein of 460 amino acids. NCBI's taxonomy places the organism in Eukaryota, Viridiplantae, Streptophyta, Magnoliopsida, Malpighiales, Salicaceae. Gene Ontology annotation, cellular component: ribonucleoprotein complex; cytosol.
CUCAAAGUGUACAUCUAUGAUUUCCUGCGGUCAUCCCUAUAUCUCUCUCUCUCCACAGAUCUAUCUAUCCAAUCUAAUCUUCUUGAAUCAAAAUCAGUAACAUAUCUAUCUCAAAACCCUAAUAAAAUCCUCUCGCUCUCUCUCACUCACUUCUUCUCCUCACCAACAUCAAUCAUAAACCCUGAUUCGCUAAAUAUCACUCAGUAUAAAAAUGGCGAGUCCAUAUCCACCGCCGGUAACCGUAAAAGCAGUUCAGGUUGGUUCGUACUUUGUUGGGCAGUAUUAUCAGGUACUUCAACAGCAUCCAGAUCUCGUGCAUCGAUUCUAUGCCGAUGGCAGCACCAUCAUUCGUAUCGAUGCCCAUUCUACCGAUUCUGCUAACACAAUGCUGCAAAUUCAUGCGCUUGUCAUGUCUUUAAACUUUUCUGCUAUUGAAAUCAAGACUAUCAAUUCGCUCGAGUCGUGGAAUGGAGGUGUUCUGGUUAUGGUGUCUGGUUCUGUUAAGACCAAGGAUUUUGUUAAUAGAAGGAAAUUUGUUCAGACCUUUUUCCUGGCUCCACAGGAGAAAGGUUACUUUGUUCUCAACGAUAUCUUUCACUUUGUUGAUGAUGGAGUUGUUUACCAACAAAAUCUAGCACCCAGGCCAUCUGAAAACAUGUACAUGCAACAUCCAGUGGCUGUAUCAUCUGACGAGACUUUUGAUGCGCAAUUAGAUUCUUCUCACUCUCCUCCAGAGCCUCCAGUUUCUGACUAUGUUUUGGAGGAAGAAGCUAGAGAAUAUGUGAACUCAGUUCGCAUAGAUGAUGAUCCAGUUGACAAGUACAGUCUCCCAGAGCAACAAGAGCAACAAGACUUUGAGACUGAAAUUGUAGUAGAUGAAACUCCUGUAGUGGAAACACCUGCUUCAUUUCAAAGUGCUGUAAAUGUUGGACAAGAUUUUCCAACUGCUGCUCCAGAAGAACCCAUGGAAGAGCCUCAAAAGAAAACUUACGCUUCAAUACUACUAGUUUCCAAGGGGCCGUCUUCUUCAUCAGUUGCCACCCAGCCACCUGUUAACAAGAGUGCCCCUACAACUUCUGAUUGGAAUCAUAUGCCAACAACCACUGCACUGCAGCCAGAAUCUGUAUCAUAUGCAACAGAAACUGGAGUUGAGGCUACAGAGGAAAGCUUUGGAGUAGACGAAGGUGAACCAAAAUCUGUCUAUGUGAGAAACUUGCCCUCUGAUGUUACUGCUGCAGAAAUUGAGGAGGAGUUUAAACACUUCGGUAGAAUCAAACCUGAUGGUGUUUUCGUUAGGAAUCGCAAGGAUGUUGUUGGUGUUUGCUAUGCUUUUGUUGAGUUUGAAGAUCUUCUAAGUGUUCAAAAUGCAAUCAAGGCAUCUCCAAUACAGCUGGCUGGAAGGCCAGUCUACAUUGAGGAGCGAAGACCCAGCACCAGUAUUGCAUCUCGAGGUGGAAGAGGAAGAGGGAGAGGUUACCAAACAGAUGCACCAAGGGGGCGUUUUGGUGGCCGUAGUUUGGGAAGGGGAGGCAAUCAAGAUGGUGGUGACUACAACAGAGCAAGAGGCAAUGGUUUCUAUCAGCGUGCUUUCUGAUAGGACGAAGGUUAUCAGGGAAUGAAGUGUGAAAAGGAUGAACCACUCUGCCUGGACCUGGGUUUUUUGAUCUGAAGGUUAUACAGGUUUUUUGAGUUGUUGAUUCCUGAUUGAAUAUUUUCCUUUGAUUGGUUUCAGGAAAGAUAUGUACUUUUUAAAGUGUGUCAUUUCACGUGAAAGGAGUUUCAAGUGUAUUCUGUGUUAUUUGUUCUUGUUUAUAUAGAUACGCUUCGAAUCCCCUUGAAUGGUUUUUAUCACACAGUUCGAGUGGGAAAAUUUUGAUUCAAGCUCAAUGUGGUGAAUCGAUGUGAUCUGCUGAUUUUAUGGUUUAGAAGAGCAAUUUUUCUUUUGAA